This is a messenger RNA of Phycomyces blakesleeanus NRRL 1555(-), 738 nucleotides long. RefSeq lists its product as hypothetical. Bases 1 to 738 code for a protein of 245 amino acids. The transcript has a single exon. The record is from RefSeq and is a predicted model, not a curated record. Lineage: Eukaryota; Fungi; Mucoromycota; Mucoromycetes; Mucorales; Phycomycetaceae.
AUGCACUGCCAAUCUGUACUUACAUUAGAAUCCGUCCUCGAGAACCCCUCUAGCCAUCUCUUCCAUUGUUUUUCAACAUACCUGCAGCAAUCCUUUUGUCAUGAAAACCUUGUGUUCUGGAUGGCAGUCCAGCAGUACCAGGAUGACGCGUCUGCUAUAUUCAACUCCUUAGACGAUCCCCUUGUCACACAUCCAGAUCUCGACACUAUAUGCCACGCGAUCAUAGCUACUCACAUAUACCCUAAUGCACCUCAAGAGAUUAACAUCCCCUGUGACAUUCGAGACGAUAUCCUCGCCCGAGUACGCACUCAGGACUACACACCCACAUUAUUUAGACCUGCUGCCGAUGCUGUGCUUGAGCUUAUGCGCGCUAAUUCGUUUGUUCCUUGGACAGCUGACCUCGAUCCACCGCCGGUUCCUGUACUCCAGACGUCAUUCUCGUUUCCAGAUCGGUGGCAUCUUAAGCAGUUUAUUCGAUAUUCUCGUACCAGCUUCAGUUCUCUCCAAUCCUCAUUCGAUUACGAGCAUGAUACCACCCAUGCAUCAAACCUGUGCCCUUCACAGACCAUUCAUCCAAUAGAAAUCCCCUCAUCUUCAUCACCAGCACAAUCUCGGUCUGUGUUUAAGCGUAUGAAGCGACGCCUUGGUUUAUCCAAACCUAUUGAUCCCACUGGAGUUAAAUUCACUGCAGAGAAUAGUAAAUUUAGUUGGAUAGGAUUGAAGAAAUCCCACCGAUAG